Plodia interpunctella (Indianmeal moth) is the source of this 3759-nucleotide messenger RNA. RefSeq lists its product as uncharacterized. The coding region runs from base 212 to 3637 and encodes 1141 amino acids. The transcript is spliced from 5 exons. NCBI's taxonomy places the organism in Eukaryota, Metazoa, Arthropoda, Insecta, Lepidoptera, Pyralidae. The record is from RefSeq and is a predicted model, not a curated record.
GUUUCUCUUUCGGGUUUGGGGUUCGAGCUUUGAAAUCUGUGAUUAUCUGAUCGAUAGUUUAUUAAAAACUAAACGCAGUAUAUAGCUUUGCUUUAUAUUUUCAAAGAAAUAAUUUGUUGAAUAUAUCCGAAUAUCUCAUGGCUAACUAAAACCGGCGAAUUCGCCGCCAAUGUCAAAUUUGUAAACAUUGUGUUGUUGAAUUGAUUCCACAAUGGAGCAGAUAGUGGUGAAAACUGAAAUGGAGGAGAGUGGGGAGAUUCUUCUUUUCUAUGUUGAUGAGACUGAUGGUGUUGUAGAAGGAGUCACAACCAUAGACAAUUUAGAAAACAUGGGAAUGCAAAUUCAGGAACUGCCGACUGACACGGCCUAUGUAAUGGAAGAUGUUGAUGAACAGGAAUCUAUACAAAAUUCCAAUGUUAUCACAUCUGAAGUCUUGAGCACCGAUCAAGGCCAAAAAGACAGAUGGACUCAGGAAGAAAUUAACCGUAUACUUAUAUUCUAUGUUGAUAACAAAGAAAACUUUUUGACCGGAAACACUAAAAAGAAACAUCUAUGGAGCAUCUGUUGUAAGACAAUGUUGACAGGAAAAAAUUCGACAUCUUGUGAAAUGAAACUGCGCUCCAUGAAAAGAAAAUAUGCCCAGUAUCUAGUCAACCAACAGAAAGGUAUCCACAUGAACUUCCCCUGGCUUGAUCUUUGCCAUAAAGCGUUCUAUGAUGACAGUUCAGUUAACGCUAUGAUUAAAGAAAAUACAGAUCAAAAUGAACCUCGACUUGCCAAAUUGCCUGCAACGUUGGUUAAGACAGAGGAGCCAGUUAUGUCUGUUAAAAGCAUUAAUGUGAAUAGUGCUAAAAACUUUGAUAACAAGGUUGAAUUAAUGCUAAAUUUAUACCUGAAAUAUAAGAAAGAUUUGCAAAAGCCUAAGGACCUGUGGGAACAGAUUGCAAUGGAAAUAGACGAAGAGAAUGGUGAGUACUGGCACAAGAGGUUUUUGAAUUACAAACAUCAUUAUUUGAAAAUGUUAAGCAAACGCGCAUCGUCUGGGCCGUCAAGUGUUCAGUGGCCGUACAUGGCAUUGUACGAUCAAAUAUUCGAAGACGAUCAACAAUUCCAACGUAAAUUUCAUUCGAAUCUCAAAUCUGAUGUUGACGACUCAAUGAAACCGAUAAUUUCGAAUAUGGAGCUAUAUAGCAAGCCAGAUGACUGGAAUAUAACAGAAAUGACUGUAUUAUUAAAAUAUUAUUUUGAUUGUUACGAUGACUUUCAAGAUUCAAGCAUACCUGAUCAUUUUCUAUGGAAUGAAGUAGGGAGACUAUUGGACAAAAAACCUGAUGCGUGCAGAAUAAAAUUUGGUGAAAUGCGAGAAGAGCAUUUAGAUAAAUAUCUUCAGGGAGAUUAUGAGCUGCGUGCGCGUGUUCCUGUGGCUAUAUUAUUUGAUAAUAUCAUAUCAAAAGAUGCUAAAGCAGAAAUGGGUAAAGCUAUUGUAGGUGAGAGUAAUGUGUGGGGUAACAAUGAUGUGGAUGAAUUGGUCAAGUAUUUCUACGACAAUGUGGAGUUAUUUAAAGACCCUAUAUGUCACUUUGUAUGUUUAGCAAGUAUCGCCAAGAAACUAAAGAAGAGUAUUUACAAUUGUAGUUUACAGUGGAAGGACCUGACCGCCUUGUACAAGUCAAUUUUGGAGGACAAGAAGGAGUACCCAGAUAUGCAAAUUGAUUGGAAGUAUAUUGAUGUGUUUGACAGGAUAUUUGACUAUGGAAUGGAUACGAAUUUGUUCGAUUUUGCUGAGUUAAAAGAGAAAGCGAUAGAGAAGCAAAAUGAAUCUGGUAAAAUUGCUGUAAAAAAAGUCAAAGUUGAGCUGGAAGAAAAUACAGCAGAAAACCCGGAGCCCUGGUCUGACGAGGAGGAAUACGACGAAAGAGGCUUCACCAAGCACAUAAAAAAGACAUACACAGAGUCCAAAAUGUUCAAAAUACUAGAAUACUACCAGAAAAACAAGGACAAAUUCGCCACAACCACACAAAAGAAGAAGAAUUCUCUAUGGGACAACCUCGGGAGGCAAUUGGGAUUGAGUGGAGUAGACUGUGCAUUGAAAUUCAAAAGAUUGAAAGAAGUUUACAUAUCGUACAUUCAGAAGGAAAUCGAAAAACCGGAGAUACCUAUAGUAUGGCCAUAUUAUUCUCUAUGCAAAAAAGUCUUCGGCUACCGCCAAUUAAAAGCGAAAUUAAAAAAUAACAAAGUGACAGAAGACGAUGAUUGGGCUGCGAAAGAAAUAAAAAAUAUUAUAAAACACUUCGGACAGAACUUUCAUUUGAUAUUGGAUAAUAUGGAUGAUAGUAGCGUAUGGAGGAGUGUAGCUCAGGAGAUAGGUAAAUCUGAGGCGGCUAUCAUGGUGAAGUUUGAGGAAUUGAAGAAGGCUUAUCAGAAAAUGAAGAAGAUGAAGAAUAUGUACCCCACUGUGAAUAUACAUUGGAAAUAUUACACGUUGAUAGAUGAUAUCUUCAUUGCGAAGGGCCAGGAGUUGGCUUUGGACCACGACAUGGUGUUGGAAGACGGGGAGCAUGAACAAAUGGAGGUGUUGUAUGAGGAAGAUGAUAAGAAUUGUAGUCAAGAAGAUGAAGACUACCAAUGCAUAAUCGUUAUACCAGAAGGACAAGAUAUCGCAGAUAUGGAAAACGCGCAAAUAAUUAUCCCGGAUUCCAAAGAAGCGAUGGAAACCAAAGAAAAUAUUAAAAUUGAUGCACAAACAACAACUACGAAGUGGAAUAAACGAACUAAAAAGAGACUCCUUGUACUCUAUUGGAACUUCGUAAGGUCCAAGAAAGGGAAUGAAAUUAAUUCAAUAGAAAUGUGGAAAGAAAUUUCCUCGAAACUCAACAAAACCCCGUUGUCGUGCAGAAAAAUGUUCGCCAAAUUAAAAAGCGACUACAGAGAAAGUAAAAAUUAUGUGAAUAAGAAAAAGUCACCCUAUUUUGCGUUGCUUAAAAAGAUUGCAAUAAGCAAACCAAAGUUUACCAAAGUACAAAAGGGUUUGCAAGAAACUAAAACGUUUAAAGACGUCCCUUUACCUAUAGGUAAAGUCGAACAAGCAUUGAGAUAUUAUCUUUUGCAUAUAAAAGAAUUUAACAGCCCAAGAUAUGAAAAGAAAUACCUGUGGACGGAACUAGCUAAUUUUGUUUGCGAACCUGUUACCAAAGUAUAUAAUAAGAUCAAUUAUAUGAAACAUUAUUAUAAUGUUGAAACGGAGUUGGUGGCUGGCGAAAAUACGUUAUUCAACGAAUUGAUAAAAGAAAUCGUUACUGAAGAAAUUGCAUUGAAAGCCUGGACCGAAGAUGAUAAGGUUGACGUGGAAGAUAAGACAGAAUAUUCGUGGAGCGAUGACGAAAUUGAGAAAUUACUGACGUGGUAUUUAGACAAUUUAGAAAAGUUCAAAAAUCCUAAAUAUGUUAGAAAAUAUCUAUGGUUGGAUGUGUCGAACAUAUCACAGAAAAGUCCUUUGGCGUGUUCUAAGAAAAUGUCGGAAAUACGAACCCUGUACAGAAGUUUGGUCAAAGAAAAUUCUGAUGCGUUGAACAACUGGAGAUUUGCUGGUCUAUGCCAGAAAAUCUAUGGUACAGGGAAGAAGGAGCUUGGAAAUUGAGACUUACGUUGCUUGAAACAAGGUUUACAAUAGAUAGCAUUGACUGUCGAGUUGUUACUUUUUGAAAUGAAGGUAUAAUGAAUUAUGUAUUUAAGAUGAUAUUAAACGCUUACUUAUAGUUA